CCCGGCUCACAGGAUGCUGCGCUAAGAGACGUCAAGGACUUCUUUGCACUAACAGGUAUUUGAGAAAAUUUUGAAAAAUGAGUGGAUUUUUCCAAAUGUUGAGAAAGCGAAAGGAGCUAAUUCCUCUGAUAGGGUUCAUGGCUUUUGCUGCAACAGGAGCCACCUCUGCUGCGCUCUACUUUCUAUUUACUAAAACUGAUGUUAUUCUGAAUAAAACCAAAAACCCAGAACCAUGGGAGAGAGUGGACCCAUUAAAACCCCAAAAGCUUAUCACCAUCAAUCAGCAGUGGAAACCAGUGGAGGCGCUGGAGCUGGUGAAGAGCCUCACCAAGUAAAAAAGGCGGGCAUCUGCUAGCAAGAUCCACGAUGUGACUACCUGCCUGUCCCUGUCCCCCCCCAUCAGUCUAACAGAAUCCUUUCUGCACAAACUAGGACGCUUUGACACUCAGUGUGCGGAAAUGCUUCUGCUCCACUGGUGGGGUUUCACCCUGCUAAACCCAAGGACACCCAUCUACAACAGUAGGAAACUAUGCAGAUAAAAAUUAUUCAAAAUGAAAAUCUUACUUUGUUUCUUUGAUUACAACUAGAGCUAUAUUUAUAUCGAAUGAGCUGCCUUAUUAAUUUAAUGCAGUUGCUAGUAACAGCAACCCGGAUGCUCAUAUAGUAGAUGUGAAUGUACGAUAGUGUCAAUGUGAAGACACAAAAUGUAAACUGGGUAAAUAAUGUACUGUACAGUGUCAAUAAAUUAAUA
Molecule: messenger RNA, 751 nt
Organism: Seriola dumerili (greater amberjack)
Lineage: Eukaryota; Metazoa; Chordata; Actinopteri; Carangiformes; Carangidae
Gene: coxfa4l3
Product: chromosome unknown C15orf48 homolog
Exons: 5
Coding region: 78-335 (85 amino acids)
Source: RefSeq, a predicted model, not a curated record